AUGUCGCGAACUAACAUUUUCUGCAAUGUGUGCGGUGGACCCCUGGAACACUAUGGACUUCGAGGAACCACGUCAGUCCCUCUGGGCGAAGAGACCACCUUAGACCUGUACGACGAUGAAUGCACCUGCACACCCGCGCAUCUGGGGCCUUUCAUGACGCCUGGGAGGUUCAUAUACGGAGAACCACGUCAUUACAAAUGUGCCAUUUGGCAAGGAUACGAUGGGAUAAUCUUGCCCGAAAGACGCAUCUUCGAUGUGCGGAUGCUGUGCAUUGAGUCAGAGUCUUUACAGAAGGAAGAUGACGAGCGUGUUAGCGCUUCGGCGUAUUUCGUCACGAACGUGGGCAUUUUUGAUCGAGAAGACGGCAUUUUGAACCGCGAUAUUCGAGAACAUGCUGGGUUUCCCAUGCAUGAUGCUUGCUGGCGCAUUCUGCAACUUGUGCAGGAGACAGUCAUAUCGAGCCAUCGGGGCAUCGAUCUACGGGAGUUGUUUGUGACGUGGAAGAGGCAUUUCGAUGUCCUUUGCUUCGGCACACUGCGAUGGAGUGAUCGUGCAUAUGCGGUGGCAGAGAAACACCACAGCACGGAUAAUUGGGAACCAGUCAAAGGGGAAGAGUGGCUUGCUGCGGAUCCAUUUGAGAAGAUGGACUUCUCAUCACUCAUCACCGAAUGCCUGGGCACUGAAGAAGCAGGAAUCGACGGUCUAUUCUCACCCAUACCGGGCUAUAGCGAUCCAUUUGACUGCCUCCCUACGGAGCUACGCUAUAUGAUCCUGGAAUACCUUCCGACGGCGUCGGUCUUCAAAUUGUCCAUCGUCAGCCCGGCAUUUAAAAUCGUGGCGUUCCGUCUCCUUCCUGCGUUUUGGGAAUCAUGA
Messenger RNA from Aspergillus tanneri, 873 nucleotides. RefSeq lists its product as uncharacterized. NCBI's taxonomy places the organism in Eukaryota, Fungi, Ascomycota, Eurotiomycetes, Eurotiales, Aspergillaceae. Gene Ontology annotation, molecular function: protein binding. The transcript has 4 exons. The coding region runs from base 1 to 873 and encodes 290 amino acids. The record is from RefSeq and is a predicted model, not a curated record.